AUGCAACUGUUUUUAUUCAUAAUUUUUCUUAGUAUAUCAAUUAUUCAAACACUUGAUUAUGAUAUUGAUAAUCAACAAACAUGUACACAUAAACCAUUUCUAGUUAAUUUUCAACAUAAUUGUUCUCGUACACGAUUGAUUCAAGAUGUUAAUAUUCCUAAUAAUGAUCAAAUUUUACAUAUAUCAAUUAUUUUGAAAUCAUCAUUAAUUAAUAGAACAUUAUUAAAUAUUAUUAAAUCAUUAAAAUAUAAACAAAAAAUUUAUUUGACAUUUUUUACAAUAUUUAAACAAUUUAUUUCUAUAAAUAAUAAAACAAUAAUACAAUUAAAUGAAACAACAAUAAGUUCAUAUUUAUAUGAUACAUUCUCGGAAGAAUUUAUUCAAUGGACUAAUUCAAUAUCUAUUCCAUUAAUAUCUUAUUUUUCCAAUCCUUAUUGUAUAUUAAAAGAAAAACGUUUUCUUCCAUUAGAAAAAAUUUCUCGUAUUUAUUAUUUAUAUACAAAUGAAACAAAUCUUAAUAUAGAUUUAUCAAUGUCAAGUUAUCAGAUUUCACCAUUAUUUAUUCAUUUUAAUACAUGUUUUUCUAUAGAAACACGUCUUACAACACUUGCAAUAGUACUUAUUGUUAUUAUUAGUGUUUUAGGUUUUAUUACAACAGUUCUUAUUAUUAUCUGUCUAAAGAAACAACUCAUUCAAUUGUAUCAUAUUGUAGAGAAUUGGAUACGUCAAAAACGUGGUUUGAUACCUUCGAUUACUAUUCAUGGUAAACCUUCAUCAUGA
Rotaria sordida is the source of this 780-nucleotide messenger RNA. NCBI's taxonomy places the organism in Eukaryota, Metazoa, Rotifera, Eurotatoria, Philodinida, Philodinidae. The record is from the annotation of a GenBank genome assembly.